AUGAAGGAGAAGGAAUACAAAGAUGCGCUCGAGGCAUUCAAUGAGAAAAACAAGGAGAAAUCUCAACUAGUCAACAAAUUGAUGGAGUUUUGUGAGCCUAAUUUUGUUACAAUUGAUACCAGCUUGGUUUUGUGUGGAUGUGGUUGUGUUCAGGUUUAUUCUCGGCUAGUUUUUGUGCAUAUUUUUGUGCAUCUAUUGUUAAUGCUAUGCCAUGCUAGAAAAGAAGUUGCAACCGUACGCAAGAGAAUUGAUGUGGUUAAUCGUGAAUUAAAGCCUCUCGGACAAAGUUCCCGCAAGAAGGAGAAGGAAUACAAAGAUGCGCUCGAGGCAUUCAAUGAGAAAAACAAGGAGAAAUCUCAACUAGUCAACAAAUUAAUAGAGGUGCCAGACAUGGGUUUGUGA
Molecule: messenger RNA, 402 nt
Organism: Asparagus officinalis (garden asparagus)
Lineage: Eukaryota; Viridiplantae; Streptophyta; Magnoliopsida; Asparagales; Asparagaceae
Exons: 5
Coding region: 1-402 (133 amino acids)
Source: RefSeq, a predicted model, not a curated record